This is a messenger RNA of Menidia menidia (Atlantic silverside), 11540 nucleotides long. The record is from the annotation of a GenBank genome assembly. Lineage: Eukaryota; Metazoa; Chordata; Actinopteri; Atheriniformes; Atherinopsidae.
CAGCAGAACCAGCCAGAGGGAACAGAUUCCGCCUUUAGGCCAACCUUGUUUGAGGUUAGAAAGUCCUGGGGGUUCAGACGGACAACCAUUGCCAGAAGGGAGUUCAUGGAAGAAGUGGGAGACCUAACCCGAAGUCCUCCACUUGUUCGGAGAGGCAGAAGUCGUAGAACCUUCCAGACACCUGAAACUUCUUCAGAGACCCACACCACAGGGAAACAUGCUCAGACAGCUAGAAGUGUUUUAGAUGACCUGGAGUGGUCAGCACCAUCCUCGCCUGUGUCAGAGGACAGCAAGGCAGCCUCAGAGGCUUCGGCAGGAGGGAGCCUCGAUCCCAGUCUAUGGCAGGAUUUUGGUUCUGCCUUUCACACUGCUUUUUCCCUGCUUGGGGGGAAUGAGGAUUUGCCCAUGACAAUGACAGAUGCACUAGCAGUCCCUACCACCAAUACCAUUGAGGCUUUGAAUCCAGAGGCUGUAGAAGAAACUGAGUUUACUGAUAAUGUGGAUGACAUGGAGACUGAACAGCCUGCUGUGCCUGACACUGUAGCUGGAAGGGAGAUCCAUGAUAUGGUAGUGAUCUCUAGUCAAGAUGAUGACAGUGAUGAAAUGACUCUAUUACAGAUCAAGGAGCAGCUCGCCUCCAGUGGUAGGCAGGGCAACUCAAGGGCUCGAGGGGGUAAAGGUGGGAGAGGAAAGGCCAGAGGAAGGGCGAGAGGCAGAGGAAGAGGUAGGGGAAAAGGGAAGGGAAGGGGAAGAGGGAGGGGCAGAGUGGGGGAGCUUCCGUCAGUCAUUGUAGACGAUGACGACAGUAAUGAUGACGUGAUCCUGAUUGGUACAACUGAGCGGCAACAUUCACAAGAGGAGAAAGACGAUGAUAUUAGCACCCCUCCUGAAAUGGAGGUGUCACCUGCCCAUUUUAAAGUCACCCUGAGUCCUGAUCAGCAGUCACAAUCAGACUGCAUAAUCCUUGGCAGUGAUUUAGACCAGGGCACUGCUGUAAAUGAUGGCCAGUAUGAUGAUGCACCCGAGGAGAUGGAAGAAGAGAAGAGGGAGAAGGAACACAAGAUUGAAGAUGGUUUUCCACACAUAUCAGACACUCAGGGGUAUGACUCCAACGCCUUGCACUGCAUCUGCCACCAGAAACAAAAUAAGAGGUUCAUGAUCUGCUGUGGCAGUUGCCAGGUGUGGUUCCAUGGUGAUUGUGUCGGUAUUAAUGAAACACAAGGCCGGAAGAUGGAGGGGAAGGGGCAGUACACAUGCCCGCCGUGCACUGCAAAGAGGCAGAACCAAGCACAGUUUGAGUCUCAUCCUUUGCCAGACCCAAGCAUUAGCUUUUCAGAGUGCUUGACACUAAGUCCUUCCCAUGAAGAAGAGGAAAGGCAAGAGGAGCGGCAAGCCCUCAAGGAGUCUGUAGUGGUUGUGGAACCGGAGCAUGAGAAGCAGGCACAGGUGACGAAAACUGAAACUGAUCCUGAACCCAGAGUUAAAACUGAGAUGGAGACAGACAGCUGUCUUCCAGUAUGCACUGGGCCUGGCUGCUGUAAACAAGCGCUACCGGAUUCUGUUUACUGUGGUACCGACUGCAUCCUUCAGCAUGCUGCUGUAACUAUGAAGACUCUCUCUGGGCCUAAGGUCCCCAAGUCUAAAGGCCGGGCACCGAGAAAAGCUGUAACAGCAAAGGCUCAGAGGGGAGGUCGGACGUCUAAACGAUUGGCAGAAAAAGCUUUGGACGAUGCUGAGGAAGAGAUGAUGAAGGAGGAGGAUGGAGAGCUGGAGGUCUUCAUCAUGCGCAGAAAGAAAAAGUGGCAGCAAAAGUUUCAAGAGCAUUUGGACAGGGCCGAUAAUCCCAGUGAAACAGUAGAGGCUGGCAGUGAUGCUGUAUCACCUUCAAGGCAGCAUCCACAGGAGCCCCCAGCAGACACAACUGUCCUGGCCCAGCCCACCGUUGAGGACACCGCACCACAGAGCCCAAACGAGGAAAAAGAAAAGGAGUCUGAAAACAGCAGAAUGCCUAAAGAGCAAUGUGCUGGCGCACGUCCCUCAACCCCACCUACACCUGCGAAGUGUCCUGUGUCUGCAUCCUCACAAUGUCCAACCAACCCAGCUGCCCGACAUCAUGAGACUGGAGCCCUGAUCGUCACAAAGACCACCUAUGUUAUACCAAAGAAGCAGCUUACUGUGUCUAAGCCUCUCUCCAGCCCUGUGUCAGCCUCCUCAUCCAGCCAGAAACCAUCUUCAGCACCGACAUUGCUGAACGAGACCCGUAAUCUGCCUGUAUCACCGGCGCCCAGCGCUCCCUCCUCCAGACCGUCUCAGCCUAACAACCAGGUCAGACAGAGCAUCCAGCGUUCCCUCACAAGCAUCCUGUUCAAAAGGGUGUGUGAUUGUGAAGAUUUGGAGAUGUCUGAGAGUGAAGCUGCGAAGCUUGUCGCUAGCAUUGAGAUGGAAAUGUUCGAUAUAUUUCGCAACACAGACAGCAAAUACAUGAACAAGUACAGAACAAUAAUGUUCAACCUGAAAGAUCCAAGAAACAAGGGUUUGUUGUAUCGGGUUGUGCGUGGAGAAAUUGGUCCCUUCAGGUUGGUCAGGAUGAGCCAAAAAGACAUGCAGGCGACUAAAGUACCAGAGCCACCUGAGACACAGGUUAAAGAUGGAGCUGCUAAAGUGAUUAAUCUGCUGAAGCCUGAAGCGGUAAAGGUUGACUUGCCUAGUUUGAAUCCCUCUAGACCUGACAGAAAAUCUGAUAAAACGGAACAGAAGAGGAGCCUUCCAGCUCCCACUGCAAAGCCAAGAGCUAGCCAACCAAGCCAGGACACUGCUGUUCCAGAUAUGCUUUCUUGCAUGCUCAAAGACACAACAUCAGAACAUAAAGCUCACAUCUUUGACCUGAAAUGCAGGAUAUGCACAGGCCGCGUAAUGGUUGGAGCAGCAGAACAGCCUGCUAAAAAGAAACUCAAGCUAUCUGUAUCAAAAGAUAAGCAAGAGCCAUCUUGUAAGCAGUCUGCUCAAGAUGACUCCCCUCUGCGGGCACCAACUGGCUCACCUGAAAUGGAUUCUCCACCGUCUUUGCAAAUGGACUUGUCAUCCAGCCUCAUUAAUGACUCUCCCAAAUUGACCAUUGUAGAAUCGCCUGCUUCGCCAACAGAUUCUCCAGCCUCCCCUACCUUAGAGUCUCCUGCCUCCCCCAUCAUGGAGUCCCCUGCAUCCCCAACAUCAGACACCCCAACAGCAAAUCCACCAAAAAGGACCUAUACACCAGUUGUGAUUCCAGCAGUUUCCACAGUAACCAUCACAAGACGUGAUCCCCGCACUGCACCAAGCAGGUUUACAGCAACUUCCAGUAGAACCUCCAAUCCCAGUAACAUAAACCAUAACCAAACAGCCCUUGUUAAACAGCCCACUAUCUCCCAGUCAGCACCACCCUCCUCUCUACCACAACCACAAAAACUACCCAAAUCCAUCUUAAUGAAACCAUCUUCCACCACCAAUCCAAGGCUUUAUGGUGCAUCCACAAGAACUAUGACCCUGCAAUCUCCAGCUUAUGGCGAUACUGCACAGUUCCUGUCAAAGCAAGACAUACUGUGGAAAGGUUUUAUAAACAUGCUUACCGUUUCCAAGUUUGCCACAAAGACGUAUCUUGUUUCAGGAUCUGCUGAAAAUCUAAAAGCGGAUCUACCUGAAACCAUACAGAUUGGAGGACGAAUCCUUCCUGAAACUGAGUUAUGUGUGAUUCGGUUUCAACCUGCAACAGAGGAGGAAGAGGUGGCCUACGUCUCCCUGUUUUCCUAUUUUAGCAGCAGAGGGCGUUUUGGUGUGGUUGCUAACAUCAGCCAGUCCAUCAAGGAUGUAUACCUUGUCCCACUUAGUGCAAAGGAUUCGGUUCCAUCCAUAUUGAAACCUCUAGAAGGACCAGGUUUUGAAAAUAAACGACCCAAUCUUCUUCUUGGUCUGGCAAUCGUCCAGAAGGCAAAACGUCCUGGUAUGUUGCCCCAGGAAAUUGAAGAGAAGAGACCACAUGUUAACAUGUCCAAAGACCCCAUGUGGAUACCAAAACCACCAGUCCUCUAUGGUUCGGACAAAUUGGAGAUAUUCCAUCCUUAUGAUCCAGAGACUCCUGGCAAUACCUCCCCUCCUGGUUCACUGCCUCGCCCUGGAUCACCAUCGGACUCUUCUAACUCUGUUACCGCACCAGCUCUGUUGUCUGCGAUUAGAACAACUCCUUGUGUCUCAUCUGUUGCUUCUGCUUCUGUUGAGUCCAAACCUGAAAGCAACUCUACUGAGAACCCUACAUCAUCAUCCACUAAUAAGACACCAUUGCAGACUAUUUUGAAGACUUUAUUUGGCACUAAGCAGUCUGAUUCCAUAGAUCCCACUGAUGGAAGUUCUACAAAAAAAGCUGUUAGUGUUAAGAAAAUCCCAAUGUUUUCUAAAGCAUCUGGAUCAAUGGUGGAUCCAAUUGUCCAACAGUAUGGACAGAAAUCCAAAGUCAAAGAGAUAGAGGAGGAUGAAAAUGACUUUGACAGACCAUAUGACCCAGAAGAAGAAUAUGAUCCUGCACAUAAAACUGUUAUUCCACAGACCACAGAAAGACUUAAAACAAAUGAGUCAACAUUAUCCAGCUCUGUGGACGAUGACAUUGCCUAUGAUCCAGAGGAUGAGAGCAUCUUUGAAGUUAUUCGAGGUGGUGCAACUGAAACAAAGGCUGCUGUUUUAACUCAGAUGUCAGAACAUCCACCAAGCCCAGCAACCACUACCACCUCAACUAUAGCACAAAGUUCUACUCCAGCUGUGGUUAUACCAAAACUGCCUACCGGGACUGUGGUUGUCUCUGCUGCAACACUGAGUGAACAGCAGAGGAUGCUUGAGGAACUUAACAAGCAAAUUGAAGAGCAAAAACGGCAGUUGAAAGAGCAAGAAGAGGCCCUAAGACAGCAGAGGGAGGCUGUUGGUAUGUUUAUGGCUCAUUUUUCUGUUUCAGAUUCCUUAAUGUCUCCCCCAACAAAAGCCUCACCACUAAGCCAACUCUCAUCUGUACAGUGUGCUAAACUGCAAACAGAAUCAAAGCCUUCCAACACAGGAGAUGAGGCCAACAACCUGAUAGAGACUAAGGAUGAUUCAAAUGUUGAUUCAAAAAUGGCUGCAAAAAAACUGGAGGCCUCAGGUGCUAACAUUAAUUCAAAAGAUGAAAUGAAUACUUCUACAGAACAAGAAAAUGUACAGGUAAACUGUGAGGAACCUGAAAAAUAUUCUUCUGCCGGAGAGAUUGAGGAUUCUGAUGUUGCUUAUGAUCCUGAGGAUGAAUCUCUUUUUGAUGAAAUCCAAGAUGACGUAUUCAAAGGAGGAAGCACAAAGACUAUUGAUGCAGCAUCUAGAGCAGGACAUUGUUCAUCUCAUAAGAGUGUCUCUCCAAUUUCAUUCCAUAGCAGGAAAAAAAGGUCAUCGCCUAAAAGACGGAGUCGUCGUGAUAGGGACCGCCAUAGAAGUCCUUCAAGAAAGUCACAGCAGCGUUCUCGUUCUCAUUCAAGGAGACAUAGAGACAGGGAUAGACACAGAAGAAGUGAAAGGUACAGAUCAAAGCAUGGAGCUAAGGAGCCAUCUGACCGGCAGGGACACUAUCGCAAAGACCAUUCUCCACGCCAACAUUCUCGUGGAUGUAGAAGAUCUCCAUCAUCUUCGAGAAGAAAACACUCUGUAUCUCUUUCACCAAAACAGGGAGGUCCUGUCCCUGAAGUCAGUCACAAAAACGAAACUGCAGGUGUUUCAUACACGGACUCUGGUGUUGUUGGAAAAUAUGCUGAGUGUAAAACAUUGUCCUUCCCAGUAACUAUAAAGAAUGAUCCGGAUGGACAGACAGUUGAUUGCAGUCUUGAGAACUCUCUCGAUAAACACUCACAUGGACUUAAUGUGAAGACUGAGAUUUCACAACCAACUAAACUAGAUGAAAAAACAAUCAGUGAUCCUAAUAAAUCAGGUAGUGAUUGUCUUACACUGGAAAAUAAAACAUCACUGCAAGAGAAAUUCUAUCAAGACAAAUGUGAAAAUACAAUUCCUCUGAGAGAAAUUGAUCCACCCAUUCGAGAUUCUCCUGAGAGCCCUGAUCCAGACCCACAAUUUGUGAAACCUUGCAGCUUAGAAACAAGUGACUGUACCAAAACAGAGGAAUUCAGAAAUGUAAAGGAUCAUACCUGUGCCCCAAUGGUAUUACCUAAACCGGAAAACAGUAGUGUACCAAUUGGUGGACAAGUAGCAAUGUACAAUUGCAGUGAAGCUCAACAAAUCUCCUGUGUCAAAGCACAUUUGAUAAAAACAGAUAAUCACACGGAGUCUGGAAAUACUGCCUUAAAGAAUCAAGAAAUGAUGGUUCCAGAGGAAAAACAUUCUAAGCAACCUAUUGGCCUGCAUUCAGAACAUGUCGUGAGUUGUCCAGAUUAUAGGGAUCUAAAACCAGAUAUGACUAAGUCUAGACACAGAGGAACACUGGUAGAUCUAGAAGGAACAGGAAGAUUCCCGGUUUCUGAAUUAAGAGAUGGGUCCAUGCAAGGCAAAAUGCCAAGUAUUUUAGGCUCUGGACCAGGCAUUAGAGAUGAUUUCAUAGAUACUCAAGGGAAACACGUAUUGGAACCAAAUGCAUGCGUGCAUGAUGGUCCGUACCCUAAUAUGAGGCAAAAGCUUAUACCAGGUGUCUUAAAUUCAUCAGUGUUAGAAUCAAGUAUGCAAAAUGAGAGAGGGAAGCCUUUCAUGAAAAGCCCAUUGUCACUCACACCUGUGCCAGAUAGUAGCAUUGCAGGGCUAAGUGAUCCUUUACCAUCUAUCUAUCAAGUAAAUACCAGUAUAAUGGGGUGUGGGAACGAGAGACAACAGAACCGUAAUUGUGAAGAGAACUCGGACAGCAAGUUGGAAGCGAGGGUACCUCAGCCAGAAUCUUUCAGAUCUCAUAUUAGAGGUCGAGGUGAAGCACAUUCAAGCCCAUUUUCUGUUGGUGUUCGAGGAGAUCAGACACAACCCUGGCAGGAUCACAGUUCUUUUCAAGAAAGGUUCUUGGGAAAAGGAGAUUUUCGGACUCAUGGACAGGAUGCAGACUUGAGCAUGAGACCUGAUGGUGAAAGAAAUGAAGACAUGUCAGAUGUAACAAAUCCAGACUGGAAAGGUCCAGGGACUCUUCACAAUAGUACAAAUGAUCCAAACUGGAAUAUCCAAAGAUCACACAUAGAAAAUGUUUGGGAUGGUCCUGAAAGGAGUAGAAGAGAUCCACCUCGAGACGAACAAUUUAUUAAGAAUGACUGGAUCCAUCAUCAGUCUCAUAGAAGAGGGCCACACAAGGAGAACCAAGUCAUUGACAAUGAAGGCAUAAUAAACUUACAUUAUAGACAACCAGAACCUGAAAUAAACCUUGCAAACGUGCAUGAUUGUCGAGAACCAGGGGGUAUAGAUUACAAUGUAGCAGGACCAGGAAGAAGAGGUCCUGAGAUACAGUUCCAAAGACAUGACAUAAAACCAGAUUACAUUGGACAAGGACCUGAAAGGCCAGUUGGUGAGAUGGAGGGCCAAGGACAAAACAUGGGAACUGAAGUCUCCAUGCAUGACAGAAGAGGUCCAAGGGGCUCGGAUGUCAUGGGACAAAGAUCUGAAAGACCAAGUCCAUCUCUGGUUAGUGGUCCGGAGUCGAUGGGACCAGGAUUUGAUGGGAAAUAUAUGACCAUGGAGGGUCAAGAACAAAACAGAACAAGAUGUGUUCCUCCACAUUUUAGAGGACUUGGACCUGAAAGAAAAAGUCCAUCAAUAAGGAGUCACAGAUCUGAUAUGAUGGGGCCAGAGUUCCUGGCACCAUGUCCUGAAAGGAGGGGUCCAAAUAUGGAGGGUCCUGGACCUGUCAAUAGAAUAUCUGGGAACUUUGAACUUAGAAGACCUGGGUAUCAGGGGGAAAAUGUCCAUAUGCAAAGUCCUUGUCCCCAAAGCAAAGGACCUGGAGGUCCAAUUUCUAGAGAGCCAAUGCAUGAAAACCAAUCAUUAUUUAUGGAGGGUUCUAUGCCAAACAAUAUGGGAACCAUAGGUCAAGAUUUCAGUGAGCCUGAAAGAAGAGGUCCUCCUAUGGGUCAUCCAAAGACUGAUGGAGAAUUAUUUGCAGGUUCAGAAUUUGAUGGUUGUGUACACAAUAUGACAGGACCUACUAAAGAAAGCCGAGAUCCAGAGAGGAAAGGUUUUAGAGGACCAGAUUUCUGGGAGCCAGGAUCUGAAUGGAGAGGACCAAGAGAUCAAAACAAUGAUGGACAUGGUCAUGAUAGGAAUGAACCAUAUUUAGGGGUUACUGGGUGGAACUUAAUUGGACAGAAAGCAGAAAGAAAUGUCCCAGGUAUAGAAGGUCCAGGGCCUCAUGAUAGAAAGGGAGGACCUCAUUCUGGGAAUGAGGGGAUGGAGGAUGGAAAUCCAAAUAUUGUUUAUGGACACAACAGGAAAGGUCCAGACUUUGGGGGUCAAAGUUGUGAUAUUCCAGGUCCAGUACUCAGUAGAAGAGGUCGAGGUGGUCCAAGAAUGGGAGGACCAUGGCCUCAACAUGUAUUGUCAAACACAGAUAGUCCGGGGUUUUAUGGAAGAGGUUCAGAAGGCCUAAACGUCAGAGCAUCUGGGCGAAAAACAAGUAAUGCAAAUACAGAAGGAACUGAGUCACAAGGACCAUCUCUAGAAAUGGAGGGACAACAGUCUGAUAUGAGUGGGGCACACUUUAAAGGAGUGGUUCCUGAGCAAAGAGUAAUGGGGAGUCAAUGGCCCAUCAAGAAAGGUCCUAGAGGUUUUAGAAAUACAGAUAAUGAAGGUAGAGGUCCUGAUAUUGACAGUUUAAAUUUUCACAGGCAAAGACCAGCAGGCUCAAACAUCAGAGAACCUGGGCCUGAAAGACAGUGUCCAGAUAUGGAAAGCCCAGGGCCUGGUUGGGGUGGAGAAUCAGGUGAUCCAGACGGCAGAAAUUCAGGAAUAAGGCAGCAAGAUCCAAAUUUAGAGGUUUCAGGGCAAGAAAGACUAAAUGAUUGGGGAAAACCAAUGCCUAUUCAAGAAAAUGUAGAUCUAGAGGCACGAGGAUCUGAUAGAACAAGUAGAAACUUUAGGGCCCCAAGGCCUGCAAGGAGAAACUUUAGAAGACCAAGACCAAAUGUUUGGGACUCUGCUCCAUGUGCAAGUGGCACAGACUCUGAGCAAGGGAUGGAUAGAGAAGGCCCUUAUAUUGAGCCUAUUGGAAAUGAAGGGGAAUGCUCAGGGAAUAACUGGGACAGACAUAGCAAUUGGAGUUUAGGUCCUAACCAAGAUGAUGCUGAAGAAUACAGAAAAAACCAUGGCAGGCAAGGUCCUCGUAGUGAAUGGAGAAACUCUGGAAGUGGUGCCCCAUGGCUCACAAAACAUAGACAAAAAAUGCAAUUUCCAGGUCCACAAAGUGGUCCAGUAGAUGAAAGGAUUAACCCUGGCUGUAGAGGUGUAGAAUCUCUUCAGGAGAAAUCAGAUGUGAUGCCUACAGGUUCUAAUUGGGGAGAAGAAGAAAAUGCAUGGAAUGAGUCUGAUAGUGGAAGUACUGGGCCAUUUUUCAGGGAUGAAAGGAAUCCAGACAAUAGAGGGCGGCGCUAUCAUAGAGGUCGUGGUAGAGGACGAGUAUCAGAUACACCAAGUAAUGAAUGGAGGCAGCAUGAUUUCAGAGUGGAUAAAAGAGGUCCAAACCCGAAUAGAUCUGGGUCUCAUAUAACAGAUCCAGAUUUCAAUCAUUUUUCCUCCGACUACCGAGAUGUUGAGAUGGAGGGCCUUGAUAGAAAAGGUCCAGGUGGUCCUCAUUUAAGGCACCCAGAGCAAAGAUACCCAAAUUCAAACAUGGAAAGUGCUGGGCCUGAUGGGAGAUUUUCAGAUUAUGGAGAGCAUAGAUCUGAAAGGCAUGGUUUAGACAUUGAGGAUCCUGGAUUACACAGGCAAGGAUUUGAUCAAGAUUUUAGAAGACCAUGGAGAGGUUCAAAAGUCAAACGGCAAGGCCCAAGUAAAGCCAAUAUGUGGAUGACAUCCUCUCAAAGUUUAGACUUUGAAAAUGAACCUGCUAUGUGGGAUAGACACUCAGAAUUCCCUGACUCAAAUAGAGGAGGUCCAGGGAUGGGGGAAAGUGAAGAAGGGCAGAUGGGUCAAACGAACAGUCGUGGUAGGAGAGGUCCCCAUCAGGUCUCUAGAUUUCAAGACUCUUGUGAACCACGUUCAGUACCAUUCAAUGCGUCUCUUGGUCCAGGAACUAUUAGAGGUGGAAAAUCUUUUGGUGGCCCCCAAAAUCCAAACGCUGUUCAACCUCCGAGGCAAAGAGGUGGCUUACUUCCCACUCCAACAGAAGGUCUCUUACCUCUGCCCAAUCAUAUGAUGAAAAACUCAGAAGUCUUUGGCAUGGAAGGAACACAAAUGGGUCACUCCAAAAACUGGGACCCAAGUAGAGGCAGAGCAGGGAAUAAUCGACAUAGAGGGCGCUCAAGGGGGCGAGGACGGGGACAUCCUCCUGGUCAUUUAAGCACAGUGGGGGGAGAAGUCUGAUUAAGGCAACAAAUUAUCAAGCAUAUGGGCCCUCAUGACGUGUAUGAAAGUUAAAUCAAUUAAGGGUACAAAUCCAUGAAAAAUGAAAACAUCCACUCAGGCACAUUAGAAAUAAAUUAAAACAAGGUUAUUCUCGUCAGAUAGUAAAAAGGCUGUUACACUGAACACAUCUUAAAGGGUUGCUUCAUAGCUUCACGUUUAAUAAAAGAAUAAUGAGAUGAGCUGAAAAUUCACCUCAGACAAAAAAUACAUUUGAACUUGAUUGAAAAUGCAGAAAUUUAGGGGAAUUUGAGUUCAUUACAAUGUCUUUUUUUUUCUAUAUUCAAAAUAGAUGUUCAUGAUUAUGACUUCUGACUUAAAUGUAAUUGAUAUAUUGUAAAUAAGAAUUAACAUGCAUUUCUUAAAGGUAAUGGUUGCAAAGAAUUUGUACAAAUUAAGUAAAGUUCUUGUUUCUUUGUUUUUUUUAAUGUAGCCCCAGUGUCACUAAAGUAGCCUUCAUCAGGCUUGAAUAUUCUGCUAAUUAAAGACAUGAUGCUUUUCAGUGUUUUUUUUUUAAUGGAAGAAAUUAAUAAAGUGGCAUUUCUUUUAAAACCUGUAUUCAUCUAGUUUGAUCAAUUCCACCGUACAAAUACAUAAGUCAAGAAUAAAAAGCAAUGUUUUUCUUUCUUCAAGCAUAUUUGUAAUUUCACAAAUACCUCAUUGGCAGUAGCCUUAUACUGUCUACUUUUGUGGAUGUAGUGUAGACUGACAGUAGUGAAUGAGAAGACUAAGAAGAGAGGGACACUUUCCCAACCUUUGAAUACAAAAAAAGAGAAUUAGCCACGUUGUGCUGAUCUGUUGUCUUGCUGCAGAAAUAAUAUAUAUUGCCACUAGGGGGCGGCGAAAGGUUGCGUUUGCAGUCAUUUGAACAUUGCUGGAGUGGUUAUUACAAAGUUUACCUCCUGUGGCACAAUGUAAAUAUUCCUUUUCCUCAUGUUCUUCAUUUCAAACUAUCCUUAUGCGUA